AACGUUCUACCGCGCAAGCGCCAGUUUGCUUGUUGAUGACUUUGCUACUAGCUGCCAGCAAAGACCAUCAUAUACAAACCAGACAACGUGACCAAACUAUUAUAGAAUCCGUUAAAUACAUCAUACAGUUUUUCAAACGACAAUGCUACAAUUCCUGGUUGGACUUACCCUGGGGAACGUUGUUGGGAUGUACCUCGCCCAAAACUAUGAGGUGCCCAAUAUUUCCAAGAAGAUAGAGGCUUUCAAGAAAGAUGUGGAGGCUAAGAAGAAACCACCUGAGUGAGAGAAGAGGGAGCCCCCUCAGAACAAGAGGGGCCCCCAUCAGAACAAACGGGAGCCCCCUCAGAACAAGAGGGACCCCCAUCAGAAGACUGCUGGUGCUGAAGACUGGAAAAUAGAACAGGCUGACAGAACAUCAACGCACAUUAGAGUGGAUACUUAUUUUUAUAUAUCUAAAAUAAUGGAGGAGAAUUGUGUGUAAAUUGGUAAGAGAAUAAACUGUAAACAUUUGAUAAUACAUCGUUUACAGUUUCUGCAGCUGAAGUAUUCUCCUUUUUUAAGUAUGCAUUGUUCUUUGAAAUAGCAGUUUUCUUCUUUUUUUUUUUAAGAGUUGCACUUACAGGGUUUAAAAAAAUGUAUACAGUAUAGUCGGAAAUGAAUGAGGAGUUUGUCUAUAAAGUUAUAUUAUAUCCGAACUAGAUUGGGAGUUAUACUCAUGCAUGGGAGGUGUUACAGGAAAGGUUUUUUACUCUUGGAAAUCUAUUUCGCAUAUUUCUUUUUGCAACUGAUGUAGGGAUUGGAAUAGAGCGCUUUUCAACGGGUUUUGUGCAGUUAAUAACAUUGUGCCAAUAACGGUGCUCAGGUUUUCCCUGUGUGAUUAAAGUUAAAUAAAUAAAGGUCUGAGGAUCAGAUUGUUUCUAAAACA
This is a messenger RNA of Osmerus eperlanus (European smelt), 925 nucleotides long. It is a transcript of the gene stmp1, whose product is annotated as short transmembrane mitochondrial protein 1. The record is from RefSeq and is a predicted model, not a curated record. The transcript is spliced from 3 exons. NCBI's taxonomy places the organism in Eukaryota, Metazoa, Chordata, Actinopteri, Osmeriformes, Osmeridae. Bases 143 to 283 code for a protein of 46 amino acids.